AUGGUUCUUCACUCUUGGCUUGUAUUUGGUGGCAUUGAUGGAGUUGCUACUCGGCGAGUUGUGGCUUCUGCAACUGCUGCUUCUACUGCUUAUGCUGAAAGCCAAAUAUUGACUGACAGCUUCGGUGUUGUUGGUUCUCCUAUAUCUGAAUUUGAUCUUAAUCUUCAAAUAUUGAUGGGUCUAGGACCUGACUAUGAGGCAUUUGUCACAUCAGUAAGCACUCGUUCUGAUGAAUUGUCCACCGAGGAACUCAAUGGAAUGUUGUUAAAUCAUGAACACCGGAAGGAGUAUUUUAAACUUGGAUUCGAAUCCGGUCCAUUUAGUGCCAAUACAACCUUUCGUGGGCCCAACAACAAUAAUAACAAUAAGUCCUGUGUCUCCCCAAAUCAGUCCUCUCAAUAUGGACGACCCAACCCUCCACGGGAACAUGGUCAAGAAAAUUAUUCCAAAAAAGGGACCAAUGGUCCUAAUAAUGGCCAACCAUCAGGCCCAUGUCAAAUUUGCAAGCGCAAAAAUCACACUGCAGUAAAUUGCUACUUUCGUUAUGCGAAGAAUGGAGAAGGAUCCAAAUCAUCCUAUACAACAUCCUCCAACUCCUCUACUGAUCAUUCUCUGUGGUAUCCGGACUCCGGAGCUACAAAUCAUCUCAUUGCCAAUUAG
Molecule: messenger RNA, 660 nt
Organism: Nelumbo nucifera (sacred lotus)
Lineage: Eukaryota; Viridiplantae; Streptophyta; Magnoliopsida; Proteales; Nelumbonaceae
Source: RefSeq, a predicted model, not a curated record